Molecule: messenger RNA, 663 nt
Organism: Aspergillus eucalypticola CBS 122712
Lineage: Eukaryota; Fungi; Ascomycota; Eurotiomycetes; Eurotiales; Aspergillaceae
Exons: 2
Coding region: 1-663 (220 amino acids)
Source: RefSeq, a predicted model, not a curated record
AUGACAGUAACUAACGGAUGCAACCACGAAGAGUGGGAUACCUAUUACAAAUGGGAGCUUGGGCUUGCAUCUUUCCACCAGAAGGCCCAAGAAGACCAGAACCACAUGUUCCUCCAGAUCGAUCAAAAUGAUAUUUACGCCUCACAAUGCCUUGGGAAGCUUGUCAAGAUUGACUCACUGGACAGGGUAUAUGACAUCCAAAGCAGACUUACUGUUUAUGAUGAAUCAAUGAACUUUCUCAAACAGAUUAACUUCUACCAAGUCGUGGCUGAGCCGAGUGUCUGGCGUCACCAGACCGCAAUUUAUCAACUUCUGGUUGACCUGUGUGGGCAACUUGAAGAGUUGGUGUAUAUUGGUGAGUUGAGUCCUCAUUCCUCUCAUCUAGCGAUGAGAUUCUUUUCCUUCAGUCCCGAACACGCUGAGCAGAUGGUCCUGAACGGCUAUGUCAAGUGGCGCUGGCAUCUCUGCAGGGUAGUGAUUGAGGAUAUCCAAAAGCGUAUCGAUGAUCUCAGUAAAGAUUUCGAAAGUUGGGUCAGACAGACUCCAGGAGAUUAUGGGGACAUCUUUCCUCCGAACCCCCUCGACCAGGAAAAUGAAAGUGAUGCAUCGGAAGUGUCGGAAAUUCGGGGAUUGACUCGGUUUGGGGCAGUAGCAAUGAAUUAA